AUGAGACGAAUCUUUGGUACAUCGGAAAAAAAGGAGCCACAAACAACGCUAACCGAUGCAAUAGCAAACGUUGACUCACGUACCGAGAGCAUUGAGAAAAAGAUAGCUCGUUUGGAUGGUGAACUUGUGAAAUACAAGGAUCAGAUGAAGAAAAUGCGGGAAGGACCGGCCAAAAAUCAACUGAAACAGAAAGCUCUACGUAUACUGAAACAAAAACGUAUGUACGAGAACCAGAGGGACCAACUAAGUCAACAGUCUUUCAAUAUGGAACAGAGCAACUUCGCUAUUCAGGGAAUGAAAGAUACCCAGACUACUGUGUUGGCCAUGAAACAAGGCUUGAAAACUAUGCAGAAGGAAUACAAAAAGUUGGAUAUUGGCAAAAUCGAUAAACUUCAGGAUGAAAUGGAGGAAAUGCUUGAUAUGAAUAAUGAAAUUCAGGAAGCUAUGUCGCGACAAUAUGAGACGCCAGAUAUUGAUGAAGCUGAUUUGGAAGCUGAACUUGACGCUUUGGGGGAUGAAUUUGAAGCAGACAUAGAUACUUCUUAUUUAGAUGAAGCGUUGAAUGCACCAGGUGUACCAUCUAAAGAACCAGGAUACGAAAGCAAGGUGAUAGAGGGAGGGAUUGCAGUGGAUGAAUUCGGCCUACCAAAAGUUCCUGCAAACAACUAA
Brugia malayi is the source of this 669-nucleotide messenger RNA. RefSeq lists its product as uncharacterized. Gene Ontology annotation, cellular component: multivesicular body. The transcript has 5 exons. Gene Ontology annotation, biological process: vesicle budding from membrane; late endosome to vacuole transport via multivesicular body sorting pathway. Lineage: Eukaryota; Metazoa; Nematoda; Chromadorea; Rhabditida; Onchocercidae. The record is from RefSeq and is a predicted model, not a curated record. The coding region runs from base 1 to 669 and encodes 222 amino acids.